ACACAUAUACUUGUCAAACUUGCAACAGAUGUAAAUAAUUCGCACUGAGCAUCAUAAGUUCUCGCAGAAAACCAUGGAAGAAGAAAUUGUCGAAAACCCGACUCUGCUGUGUCGAAUUUGCUUGAACACAGGAAACUAUGAACUAUCAAGUUUAAUGACCUUGGAGAAUGAAAGGGUAUUGCUUGAGGACAUGUUGAUGGAGUUCUCAUCAAUCGUGGGAGGCGGAAAUAUCCCUUCCAUGCUCUGUUCAAAUUGCCUUUCACAACUGGGUGAUAGCUACAUGUUCCUGAAGAAGGUUAAACGCGCUGAUGAGUAUAUAAAACACUUGUUCGACCCCACAUCCCAAGUAAAUGCAACAUCGAAAUAUACUCCAAAUAUUGAUGCUCAGUCCGUGGAUGGUUCUAAUCCCGAAGAGAAUAACGUGCCUGUCAUCAAAGAAGAACCGGAAGAAUUAGACUUCAUUACUCCGAUGUUAGAGGACGCAUACGGAGAGGCAAUUGAACCAGCAAUUGAAGAUGACAUUAAUUUGGAAAGUGUCGAAGAUAUUGAACAGUGUAGACCCCAGAAACGGCCUGUACGAGCGCCUAAAAAGCCAAUGAUUGUUCUAACGGAAAAUGUCUCUAACAUCCUUUCCCGGGUAAGAAGAUCGUCUGUGGACGAUUUGAUUGAAGAAAUGACCGACGAACUGCCAUUGGAAGGAGAACCACCCAACAAGAAGCACAAAACUUCCGAUAACAAUUCAAUCAUUGUCACGAAGUUUGUGCUGCAACCAUUUUCUGUUUUCGAAAACGCAACAAAUACCGCUGGGAAUAGCACAGAAGGUCGCAACCGAGAAAUAGGAGGAGAUAAUGACGACAAUGAGAAUAAUUCCGGGACUACUGCGAACCAGAUUCAGACAAUUGACAUGGCAGCGGUGGAAGUCGACCCUACUUCGAAAAUAAGCGCCGAAGUAAUCGACGACGAAACCAACAUUGAAGACCCCAACAGAAUAUAUAUGUGUAAAUACUGUCCGAAGGCGUUUUCUACAUCUCACCACUUACUCAUGCACUCACGGAAGUCCCAUAUUUGCCACUUUUGCACACAGAGUUUUGUGAAAGUGGAAGAUUUGCAUCGCCACUCAAAAGAGGCACAUACAUCCUUCAAGUGCUCUUUAUGCGAAAAGCAGUUCAGUAGCAACAGCAAUCUGAGGCAGCACUUGAAACGGGUCCAUAGAAUAGACUUGCCGGCGUUCGUAUCGUUGUUAUCUGUGAAGCGAAAGGAGGACACCAGCUGAGGCGGUGGUAGAACGAAGUUCAAAGCACCACAA
Hermetia illucens (black soldier fly) is the source of this 1306-nucleotide messenger RNA. RefSeq names its product zinc finger and BTB domain-containing protein 14. The coding region runs from base 74 to 1273 and encodes 399 amino acids. Lineage: Eukaryota; Metazoa; Arthropoda; Insecta; Diptera; Stratiomyidae. Gene Ontology annotation, cellular component: nucleus. The record is from RefSeq and is a predicted model, not a curated record. Gene Ontology annotation, biological process: regulation of transcription by RNA polymerase II. Gene Ontology annotation, molecular function: zinc ion binding; DNA-binding transcription factor activity; RNA polymerase II cis-regulatory region sequence-specific DNA binding. The transcript is spliced from 2 exons.